AUGAAUCGUCAUUUCAACGGCCCUGCCCACGGACUCCCCCUUGAUAUCCUCAACUACAACGGGGAUGUCAUUCAAUACAGGGGUGGUACAGAACAAUGGGCAUCCUCUGCUCGCAUAAUUCAGGACGAACUAUUCGUGCAGAGGGCCUUAGUAAUAUGGCAUCCCGGAGACCUAGGGUUGCAAGAACUUGUCGAUCGCCUUUACUUUCCUAUAUGCCUUCAUAUCAGCAGCAAUACUCAACGCCACGAAGCUGGCUAUGCAAACAGCGUACUUGGAACGAACCAAGAUGCCGGACUCAGAAACCAGGGCUCGUGCGGCAGCGAUGGAUGUGUCCAGGUGGCCUCAUACAACCAGAGGGAAAGUAUAUUGGCAAGGCUCGCCGACAGCCCGGCAGUCUACUUGGAUCAAGGCGUUGUCCUUGGAGGGCCUGGUGCGGAUCUGAACCAGAAUGUCAAGAGCACUAUGCCGCAGAAGAGAACAACCCACCGCGUGUUGAACUUUUGA
Molecule: messenger RNA, 504 nt
Organism: Fusarium verticillioides 7600
Lineage: Eukaryota; Fungi; Ascomycota; Sordariomycetes; Hypocreales; Nectriaceae
Exons: 2
Coding region: 1-504 (167 amino acids)
Source: RefSeq, a predicted model, not a curated record